GACUAUUUCUUUCAUAGUUCUGUUCUCUCAGUACCUGAAAGAUGUGCCUGUGCCGCUGCCAUCUUACCAGAGAGGCAAGAAGUGCCACCUCUCCCCGGUCUACCUCUUCCAGAUCUUUCCGGUGCUGCUGGGGCUCUCCCUGAGCUGGCUGCUCUGCUACGUGCUGACGGUGACCGACGUCCUCCCUGCAGACCCCGCUGCCUAUGGCCACCUGGCCCGGACGGACACCCGCGGGGAUGUUUUGUCCCAGGCUCCCUGGUUUCGGCUGCCUUACCCAGGCCAGUGGGGAGUGCCAACCGUCAGCCUGGCUGGGAUAUUUGGCAUCUUAGCCGGGGUGAUUUCCUCCAUGCUGGAGUCCGUGGGAGAUUACUAUGCCUGUGCCCGCCUCUCUGGGGCCCCGCUGCCGCCGAAGCAUGCCAUCAGCCGCGGGAUCGGGGUGGAAGGCAUCGGCUGCCUGCUGGCCGGGGCCUGGGGGACAGGGAACGGCACCACGUCGUACAGCGAGAACGUGGGGGCCCUGGGCAUCACUAAGGUAGGGAGUCGAAUGGUGAUCAUUGCUGGUGCCUGCGCCAUGCUCCUGAGUGGCAUCUUCGGGAAAGUGGGGGCGAUGCUUGCCAGCAUACCCACCCCCGUGAUUGGAGGCAUGUUCCUUGUGAUGUUUGGAGUUAUCACGGCAGUGGGAAUUUCCAAUUUGCAGUACACAGAUAUGAACUCCUCCAGAAACAUCUUUAUCUUUGGAUUUUCUCUAUUUGCUGGCCUCACAGUUCCCAACUGGGCAAGCAAAAAUAGUACACUGCUGGAAACAGGAAUCAUCCAACUGGACCAGGUGAUCCAGGUGCUUCUCACCACUGGCAUGUUUGUGGGUGGACUCCUGGGGUUUAUCCUUGAUAACACCAUUCCAGGAACACAGAAUGAGCGGGGGCUCCUGGUGUGGAAGAACAGCCACAAGGGAGAGGUGGACAACUCUCAACUCGUUUCCAAGGUCUAUGAUCUUCCGUUUGGCAUAGGCACCAAAUACUGCGCAGUCUCUUGGUUUCGGUAUCUCCCCACUUGCCCUAAAAGACUACCUGGUGGCAAGAGAAUGGAUGAACUGAAGGCUGCUGGACAGGAAAGCAGUGUUAAAGCGAGCUCAGAAAGAGACUCUGAGAUAGGUGCGGAUACAAGGAUAUAA
This is a messenger RNA of Pelecanus crispus (Dalmatian pelican), 1171 nucleotides long. The record is from RefSeq and is a predicted model, not a curated record. Lineage: Eukaryota; Metazoa; Chordata; Aves; Pelecaniformes; Pelecanidae.